UUUUUUUUUCCACCCGCACUCUCUAAUGGCGACGCAAGCCAAUAUUGACCUCUACGAGGUCCUGGGCAUCUCCAACAGCGCUAGCAAAGAUGAGAUCCGGAAGGCUUAUCGCAAGGCCGCCCUAGCAAACCACCCCGAUAAGGUCCCCGAAGGCGAGAGAGAAGAGGCCGAGGUCAGAUUCAAAGCCGUGCAAGAAGCCUACGAUAUCCUUUAUGAUGAAGAGAAGCGCGAGAUCUACGAUACCCACGGAAUGGCCGCUUUCAAUGGCUCCGGUGAGCCUGGUAUGGGUGCCGGCCCCGACUUGGACGAUAUCCUUGCGCAGAUGUUUGGUGGGAUGGGUGGGAUGGGCGGUAUGGGCGGCAUGGGCGGCAUGGGAGGGAUGCCCGGCGGCCCGCAUGCGCGUAAGCCGCGCAAGAGCCCGAAUGAGGAGCAGAAAUACGAGGUUCGCCUGGAAGAUCUCUACAAGGGCAAGACGGUCAAGUUUGCGAGCACGAAGAACGUGAUUUGCUCUCUGUGUCAGGGCAAAGGAGGCAAGGAGAGGGCGACAGCGAGAAAAUGCGCUACUUGCGAUGGCGAAGGUUACAAGCAGAUUUUGAGGCCCAUGGGACAGUUCUUGUCUCCGACUAUGGUUCCCUGCUCCACGUGUAAGGGAGCUGGCGACUACUUCGUCGACAAGGAUAAGUGCAAGAAGUGCAAGGGAAAGAAGACCACCGAGGCCAAGAAAAUGUUGGAAAUCUACAUCCCCCGUGGGGCGAGGGAAGGAGACAAGAUCAUCCUCGAGGGCGAAGCCGAUCAAGUACCAGGUCAGGAACCCGGAGACAUCGUUUUCCAUCUGGUGGAAGAGGAGCACGCGAUCUUCAGGAGGGCUGGUGCCGAUCUGACGGCUACGAUUGAUGUUACGCUGGCCGAGGCUCUGACUGGGUUCUCGCGGGUGGUUGUCAAGCACCUCGACGGUCGGGGUAUCGAAAUCCAGCACCCCAAGACCCCCGGCGAGGUUCUGUCUCCGGGCCAGGUCCUAAAGGUUCCUGGGGAAGGAAUGCCCAUCAAGCGCGGCGAUGCCCGUGGUGACCUGUAUCUGGUCGUCAACAUCAAGUUCCCUGACGGAAAAUGGAAGCCCAGUGCCGCCGUUCUGGAGCAACUUAAGGAGACUCUGCCGAAGCCUGAUGCCCCCAUCCAGGCCGACACGGUCGAUGAGGUGGACUUCGACCCCAAGGGCAACCUGGACGAUUUUGGAGCCCAUGACCCUGAAGGGGGAUCUGCAUGGGAGGAUGAUGACGAUGAAGGCGAGACGACUGCGCAGUGUGCGACUCAAUAGUCUCUCACUUUCUUACCCUUUCUCUGUAUCUGUUACCUCUUCUCUUUUCGAGGACUUUAUACCUUUUUGCUAGUUCCCCUCAUGAUGAUAGAUUUGUUGGCUGCUUCUGGAUCAGCUCCUCUCUCGCAUCGUGGGCGUUUCGGGUCGACUGUUAUGAAUUGAUCGAUGAGAAUAUAGUUUUUAUGGGAAUGAUGAUUGUCGAGUUCGAC
Messenger RNA from Aspergillus ibericus CBS 121593, 1524 nucleotides. Its product is annotated as putative DnaJ domain protein (Mas5). The record is from RefSeq and is a predicted model, not a curated record. Gene Ontology annotation, cellular component: cytoplasm. Gene Ontology annotation, molecular function: Hsp70 protein binding. Lineage: Eukaryota; Fungi; Ascomycota; Eurotiomycetes; Eurotiales; Aspergillaceae. The coding region runs from base 26 to 1315 and encodes 429 amino acids. Gene Ontology annotation, biological process: protein refolding. The transcript has 6 exons.